Messenger RNA from Neoarius graeffei (lesser salmon catfish), 3975 nucleotides. RefSeq names its product L3MBTL histone methyl-lysine binding protein 3 (gene l3mbtl3). Gene Ontology annotation, cellular component: nucleus. Bases 172 to 2373 code for a protein of 733 amino acids. The transcript is spliced from 20 exons. Lineage: Eukaryota; Metazoa; Chordata; Actinopteri; Siluriformes; Ariidae. The record is from RefSeq and is a predicted model, not a curated record. Gene Ontology annotation, biological process: regulation of DNA-templated transcription. Gene Ontology annotation, molecular function: protein binding; zinc ion binding.
GUUUACAGUUUGUUUACAGUUUAUGUUCACAGAUUUUCAGUACAUGUUUACUGUCUGUAUUCAGUUUGUUUGGUUGAUAUUAAUGUUUACUGUUUGUUUACAGUUGAUAAUGUUUUCUGUAUAUGUUUACUGUUUUUAUGUUUGUUUCAGGUCUCAGAGUGUUUCUCCGUCAUGGACAGCUCGAGCCCUGAGUUUGACGUGUACGGGGCGAUGGAGUGGAAGGACGGCGUGGGGUCGCUCCCCGGCAGCCAGCUAAAGUUUCGUGUGAAUGAAUUUGGGGUGCUGGAGGUCAUAACCGACGCAGGAGAUGAGGAAGGGGUCAAGAAAGCUCAUGCUACCACCACAUGGAGUGUCCCUACAGCACAGGAGGCCCUGUCGGUUGAAGUGAACUGCAGCCGUGCGAACGUCUGCAGGAACAGAAAGGACUCUGCUCCCCACUUCCUGCCUGAGGGACACCACAGCACUAACGGCUGCCUCCAUCUACAGCAGCAGGAAAAGAGUAAAUCUGUCAAAGAAGAUUCCAGAACAAACGGUGAGGUCACACGGGUCAGCAGGAAGAGACCACACCCAGCCAAGAGGGUGGAGGAAGAGGAGGAUGAAGUUACGCAAGUGGUGGAGGAGGACAAUGAAGAGAAGGAGUGCCAGCGACUGGUUCGAGGAGGUCCACGGGGUCGCAAGAAGCGCAGGGGAGGCAGAGGUCUGCUCAGACAGCUGGUUUCGUACAGAGGGAGGAAGAAAUCGUGGUGCUGGGCUUCGUAUCUGGUGCAGGAGAAAGCCAUCGCUGCUCCCAGCAAACUAUUUAAAGAGCACCAGUCCUUCCCUCAGUGUAAGAGCGGGUUCAGAGUGGGUAUGAGGCUGGAGGGCGUCGACCCCCUACACCCUUCCAUGUACUGCGUCCUGUCUGUUGCCGAGGUAUCCGGAUACAGAAUGCGACUGCACUUUGAUCUUUACUCAGACUGCUAUGAUUUCUGGGUAAACGGCAACUCUCCUGAGAUUCACCCCGUGGGCUGGUGUGAGAAAACGGGACACAAACUGCAGCCACCUAAAGGGAUGAAGAGUGAGGCGUUCAGCUGGUGUUCGUACCUCAAGACGAAUAAACUGCAGGCCGCGCCCAGAUCUCUGUUCCACAACCACAACACUACAGUCACACCUUUAGGCUUCAGGGUGGGGAUGAAGCUAGAGGCGGUGGAUAAGAAGAACCCGUCGCUCGUCUGCGUCUCCACCAUUAGGGACCUGGUGGACAGCCGUCUGCUCGUGCACUUGGACAGCUGGGACGAGAGCCACGACUACUGGUGUGAUGUGACAAGUCCGUAUAUCCAUCCAGUUGGCUGGGGUCAGGAGAACGGCAGAACCCUAACCACGCCUCCAGGUUACGCCGAUGCUGAGAACUUCUCCUGGGAGAGGUAUCUAGAGGAGACAAGCUCAUUACCCGCACCUGCCAGGUCCUUCAAAGCGAAGCCUCACCACAGUUUCCAGGUGAACAUGAAGCUGGAGGCGGUGGACGUCAGGAACCCUGUGAUGGUGCGAGUGGCUACGGUGGUGGACCGUGACGAGCACAGAGUGAAGCUCCAUUUCGAUGGCUGGACAGAUGAGUACGAUUACUGGCUGGACGCAGACAGCCCAGACAUCCAUCCUGCAGGGUGGUGCGCCAAAACUGGACACGCCCUACAGCCGCCAAUCAGUUUGGAUGAUAUGAGUGAAUCAGAGCAAGGCGGCUGUCCUACACCUGGCUGCAGAGGAGUCGGACACAUCAAAGGGGCUCGCUACUCUGGACACCACAGUGCUAUGGGCUGUCCCUACUCCGAGAUCAAUAUGAAGAAGGACUCGGUUUUGCCGGACCGACUGAGUGGGGAGAUGCCAGGUUCUGGAGUGGGCCGACUGCAGCGGGCAGAACUGAACCCUCAUACACCUGCACGCAGUCCUGAGGUCGGGCGGCCGUGUAAGGUGAAAAAAGAGGAGGAGCCAGAACAGGAAGCGGAGAGCGAGGAGUCGUCUGUCGCAGAAUCGAAAGAGCUGACUCUACAGCAAGCCCUGCAUCAGUCUGUAUUUAUGCCAUGCUCCGUACCUUCUCCCAGCAUGCCUCACUGCUGGGACCAACACAGUAAACUCCUUCCAUCAGUGGCAGGCAUCACGGCCAGCAAAGUGGCCACCUGGAGCGUGGAGCAGGUGACCGAGUUCAUCCAGGGCCUCCCAGGAUGUAAGGAGCAAGUACACACUUUCAGGAAGGAGCAAAUUGACGGUGAGGCAUUCCUGCUGCUCACCCAGACCGACCUGGUGAAGAUCCUCAGCAUGAAGCUCGGCCCAGCUCUCAAGAUCUUCAACUCCAUCCUGAUGUUCAAGACUGCUGAGAAAUCUGCCUGCAAUGAACUCUGACCUCGACUGACCUCAGGAGAGUAAACGCCGGUUUGUGAAUUUUGCACAGAAUUCCGCGUCAGAAAGCGUGAUGGAACAAUAUGAUUGCAAGUUGAGAAUAUCACUUUUGUGAGUGAUAAUUUGAAAAGCAAUACCAGAAGCACAAAUCUAAUGAUGAUGAUGAUGAUCAUUUUGAUGAAGCACUACAAAGCACACCAGCCUUUUCCCGCUGAUGUGGAUGUUAUGUAAUGUAAUGCAAGCCACAUGCACUGAAAAACCAUACAGAAUCAUUGCUUUUUUGUUGUUGUUGUUGUUGUUGUUCAAGUAGACAUACUUAGCCCUCGCAAACUGAAUAGAUUAUUCCCAGAUUUCUUUCAGGCACAUUUCUGGAACUGCACACUUUCUUCAAGAUGGGGUACAAAUCUUCAGAUGUAAACGAUCAUACUUUAUCGUUAUUUAGAACACAGCUCUCUCCAGCCAACAGAACAUUAUUAAAGUGUUCUCUGAGUUCAGGCUGUAAUGUUUCAAAAAAUAAAACAUUCUUAAAAAUGUUGAAACAACAGUUUAACAUUCAAAUAAUAAUGAGUAGGGUGGCACAGUGGUUAGCGCUGUCUCAUCAUAGCAAGAAGGUCCUGGGUUCGAGCCCAGUGGCCGGCGAGGGCCUUUCUUUGUGGAGUUUGCAUGUUCUCCCCAUGUCUGUGUGGGUUUCCUGCUGGUGCUCCGGUUUCCCCCACAGUCCAAAGGUUAGGUUAAUUGAUGGCUUUAAAUUGACUGUAGGUGUGAAUGGAUGUCUGUGUCUAUGUGUCAGCCCUGCGAUGACCUGGCGACUUGUCAAGGGUGAACCCCGUCUCUCGCCCAUAGUCAGCUGGGAUAGGCUCCAGCUUGCCUGUGACCCUGCACAGGACAAGCGGCUACAGAUGAUGGAUGGACAGAUAAUAAUGGGUAGUAAUGUUAGCAUUCAACAGCGGAACAUAUCGCAGAAUUAAGUGUCGAAAAGCGUAGGGAAGUCUAUAAGUGUUAAACAUUUACUAAACAGCAAGAAGAAAAUCUGAAUGAAUGUUCUUUGAAGGUUUUUUUUAGAACCUUAACAUUCAGAAAACUCACUAGCUGAAACAGGAAGGGGUACUACUUCAAAAAUCAUGUGCUUCUUUAGUUUUGCACUAACAAGCUAAUGAUAGUGACGCACACAGAGUGCAGUUUAGCAUCGUCCAUUAGGCUCAGUAGGAUGGUACAAUUUAUAUGAAUUCAAAUAAAAUGUGAAGUUUAUCAUUUUGAAUACUUUUUUUUUUUUUAAUGCCUUCAAACUUGGCCACACCUCCUAGCAAACUGUGAGUUAAGGAAGAACAUGACGGCGCUACGACUCUUUUUAGGUCUGUGUCGUGAUGAAGUGGAGUUUAUUAUUUUCCUGUAAUUGCACGUUUCAUUCUUCAUUCCUUACAGUGAUGAUCACCAUGCUUAUGAUUUCUUUUUAUUUAUUCAAGACUGACGCUUUGUAUUUUUUAUCCAUUUAUUGUUCCAUGAAACCUGUUCUCAUUUUGCAGCUGUAAACAGUCAUUCUCUUACCAGACUCACUUUCUCUCUGUGUGUGUGUCUCUCUCUCUCUCUGUCUCGAAGUAAAUAAGA